UCCACAUACGUUCCGCCAAAUAUAUUUGCAUGUACGAAAACUCCAUAGCCUCACAGCUGAAAAUCCCACUAAAUCAUAUCCCAGAUGAAACCCAUUCUUGUAUUUAUUUUCCCUUUGAUUUCAUUUUCCCCGACAAAAGAAAUUUCCCUUCGCAUUCUCUUUGCUUAUUAGUCCACUACUUUUGUUUUCUUUGGUUUCUUGGGUUUCUUGUUGUUGUUGUUCUUCUUCCUUUUUCCCUUUUUCUUCUGAUUUCCCGACAUAAAAACAUGAGGUGGGAAAGGGUCCAGCUACUUUCAAGACAGGGUCAAGAUGGAGCUUUGGGAGAGAUAGCAGGGCCCGGUAAGAGAUGGGGCCAUACUUGUAACGCCAUUAAAGAUGGAAGAUAUCUCUAUGUUUUUGGGGGUUAUGGUAAAGACAACUGCCAGACUAACCAAGUGCACGUCUUCGACACUGAUUGGUGGUUUGCAGCAAAACAAACAUGGAGCCGGCCUGUGAUAAAAGGAAGUCCACCCACUCCAAGGGACAGCCACACGUGCAUUACAAUUGGUGACAAUCUUUUUGUGUUUGGGGGUACUGAUGGGAUGAGCCCUCUUAAGGAUUUGCAUAUAUUGGACACCUCUUUGCAUACAUGGAUUUGUCCAAGUUUAAGAGGUGAGGGGCCAGAGGCACGAGAGGGUCAUAGCGCGACCCUUGUUGGCAAACGACUCUUCAUCUUUGGUGGUUGUGGCAAAUCUAUCAGCAAUAAUGAUGAAGUGUAUUAUAAUGAUCUCUACAUAUUGAAUACAGAGACAUUUGUUUGGAAACAAGCUACAACAUCUGGUACUCCGCCAUCUCCACGUGAUAGCCAUACUUGCUCAUCUUGGAAGAAUAAAGUUAUAGUCAUCGGUGGCGAAGAUGCGCAUGACUAUUACUUGUCAGAUGUUCACAUCCUUGAUACAGAUACUCUCGUGUGGACAGAGUUGAACACUUCAGGUCAAUUAUUACCACCUCGUGCUGGUCAUACAACCAUAGCUUUUGGAAAGAGCUUGUUUGUUUUCGGGGGAUUUACUGAUGCCCAAAAUCUAUACAGUGACCUUCAUAUGCUCGAUAUUGAAACUGGUGUAUGGACCAAGAUCACCACUAUGGGUGAUGGACCUUCUGCUAGAUUUUCAGUGGCUGGGGACUGUUUAGAUCCCUACAAAGUUGGCACACUUGCUCUUUUAGGCGGUUGCAAUAAGGGUCUUGAGGCUCUUGACGAUAUGUAUUACUUGUUCACAGGACUUGCAAAGGAGAAUGAGAGGAAACCGGAGAAGUUGUCUUUGAGAAAGCAAUUGAAGCUGAAGUGUCAAGAACAGAACCUAAAUGCUAGUCAUGGAAGAGCUAUGGUACAAAUUGGAAUAAGUGAUGAUGUGAUCCAACCAAUCGCUGUGCAGGGCUAUGGGGCUCCACACAAACAAAAUUUUCCUUUGAAUCAAUCUCAGCAUCUUCAAGGAAAGAAAAGUUUUCAAGCCAGGGUUACAGAAAGCAUACCUAGUGGAUACACAAUUGAAACUGUCAUUGAUGGGAAACCUUUGCGGGGAAUUUUGUUUUCCAACAGACCAAUCCCUACUCACUUUGCUCAUCAUAGUACUGUUAGGAAGAGGACUUUUGGAGAUAUUGGCAGAGUAUCGAAUGGUGAUAUCAACAUCAAGUCGAAGACUUCUCGACCGAUCAAGAAAGAUGAAGUAGAUAAUAGACAAGAGGAUGGUAGCAAUAUAAAAGCAACUACUAUGCAUGAAGCAGAAAUGGUUGUCCCUUCGACGAUGCUCACGAAAGAUCCAGUAUCUUCAGAUGCUUUGCUACCAUCUAAGGAAUUUAAGGAAGGAGAUUGUCUUUCCUAGUGAAGUGAUUGUAUAACUUGGAAGUCAUUUUUUUAAAAUGAGGAUGGCCUUUGGCAGAACUUUAUCUCUAGCAAGUAUGGUCUUUCUCCUGGGGUUGGUGUUUGGCGAUGUGUAUUAAAUCUUGUGGUUAAAGCUGUAAGAUCUUCGUAUAUGUCCUCAAAUCUUGUUAUCCAUAUUCCUAUUCUGGAGUAGGCAACUGAAGAUAAUUUAUUUAGUCGCUGCAAUUUUGGAAAGAUACCAAGGCCUUGGCAGGUAAGGGAAACACUUCUUUCUCUAGUUUUUCUCCCAUGUUUUGCUCUUUGCGAAGACAAUUAAUCUUUGGUAUAGGAAUCUGAACUCUUGAAAUCUCCAAUGUUGAAGGAACUUCGACUGUGAUGAAGACUGUGGGAUGGCAUUUGAAACUAGGAGAUGUCUUUGUGUUCCCUUGGAUUCUCUCUCUUUUAGAUUUUGUUUGGGGAUUAUCGAAUAGGAGAGGAUGAGGUACAACUAGAUUUUUGCAGAAGUAUUUGGGUGUAAUCCCACACGAAAAAAAUUGGGAUUUUUGCAGAAGUGUUUAAGGAAUCAAAUUCCUAGAAAAAGUCCAAACUUCUAUCUGAACUUUCUUCUUUCCUCCUAUUUGGUGCAACCUUUUCAAAGAAGGUAAGGAAAUUGCAGAUAACUAGAUAAGGGUGACUGGGUGAGACUCAAAUGGUGAGCUCUCCUUGAGGCAUCUAGCAUGGUAAUAUUUCUGUUGUUCUAGUCAAAGUAUUCUUGUUUUAUCAUUAACCAUAAACCUUAGAGCAAUCCUAGAUGCCAUUCUAAAUUCUUUGGAGGAUGGACAAUGACCGGGCAAGGGAUUCAUUUUAAUUUCUUAGUAUUUUUUAUAGGGCUUGGGCUUCCCUGGUUUUAUGGUGAGGAAUCCAAUUUUCUUUCUCUCUCUCUCUCUCUCUCUCUCUCUCUCUCUCUUUAAUUUAUUUAUUUGAGAUUGAAAGAAUAUUUUCGUAUUACUUAAAAUUUAGGGGGUUGUUUGGCCCACCGACUUCAUAGAUCAAUGUUAAAUAACUAAAUUCCACCAACUUCAAUAAUGAACACUAUUGAUGUUUGCACAUUUAUCGAGAAAUUUCAUAUUUUCUGCUCUCUCGUUUGCACAUUUAUCAAGGAACUCCAACUAUUGAACUUUGUGCCCUAAAGCCUAAAUACAGAUUUCCUAACUCAAGACUUCAGAACUCAAUUAAAUGCCCCAAACACCUCCUAUAAUUUUUUUAUUUUUUAUUUUUUUUUUUAAAUAAAAAAGUAGGAAGUUAUACUUGAGGUGCUAAAGCAUGCCCCACAGGCCCUUGGGUUUGCAGCUCAAGUAGGCUUCAUCAAGGGAGCAUGAGAUCAGGCCUUAGGCCUAAACAGGUCUAGGCGCACAACGUUGAAAAACACUGUUAAAAUAAUUUGUAAUCAACUAUAUUGUAAAUAGAUGGAAAGUAGAGUUUAGGAGGGGUAAGAGCACCAAAUAUUGAUCAAACUAGAGAAGUCAAUUGAUCAAUAAGGUCCAAACAAAAGGACUAUAUCUAUCUUUUCAAUGGGCCUAGACUCACGACUUAGCGAACUUUUUAAAAUACUGCUAGAAAAUUUUGGAAUUAACUAUAUUGUAAAUAGAGGGAAAAGAGAGUUUAGGAGGGCUAAGUGCCAAUCCCAAUAUUGAUCAAACUAGAGAAUUCUACUAUUCAAGAUGGUCCAAAUAAAGGGACUAUCCCUAUCUUUUGAACCGACCAGGCUGUUUCCCCUUAUUCUUCAUGCCAUACUUUUAGGGAUGUGGCUUUUUCCUUGUGAAUAAAUCUCCAAAGCCAUAUAGUGUGCAAAUAACAAAGGUCCCCUUCCCAAGGAAAUCUCGAAACAAUGCGGUUUCUUCUUAGUCUUUCUUUUUUUUUUUCACUUUUACACCUUUUCUAAUAAAGGUUUAGGUUUCUGACCUGGUUUGAAUGACUUUCUAAGGGCUUAAAACACUUUUUUUAAAAAAAUAAUAAUAAUUAUUAUAACUUUUAUAAGCACUUAAAAAAUCAUUCCAAAUUGGUAAUUCAUUUCCUGUGAAAAUGGGUUAAAUUUAUUUGCAUGACCAUUGUUGGCGCCUUGCAAGAGAACAUUUU
Messenger RNA from Benincasa hispida (wax gourd), 3973 nucleotides. The record is from RefSeq and is a predicted model, not a curated record. Lineage: Eukaryota; Viridiplantae; Streptophyta; Magnoliopsida; Cucurbitales; Cucurbitaceae.